AUGGACCUCCGGCCGCCUGGGGACCAAGACCAAGUUCUGGCCAGGCUUCGUGGCCCGCUGGCCGCUGACGACCCUCGAGUCUUGGACAUAUUACGUCGCCAUUACCUGACUCCGCCAUCCACCAGGCCCUACAACCUGUCCACCGAUCCCCUCUACAUCAAACUGAAGCAUUACGGUAGUUGGAAAAGCAUUUACAAGCAAAUCAAACAGCUUUUCGGCGCCCAGCGCGGAGGAUUUUUCAUCGAAGCCGGAGCCCUGGAUGGGGAGAGGCUUUCGAACACCCUCUGGCUUGAACGGUACCUGGGAUGGACUGGCUUGCUGGUGGAGCCAAGCCCCGUCAACUACCGCAUCUUGCAAACCAAGCAACGGAAGGCUUGGACCUCCCACACCUGCCUAUCCGUCGAACCCUUCCCGAAAAGGGAGAUUAUGGUCACUCUUGGCCGGAAAGCCAGAACGGAAAGUAGUGUAGAGUCGAUGAUGUACGCACCGCACGGGUCGUCCUUCCUGCGGGGAGUCACUCUUGACUCUCACAUAUACGACAACUUGCUGCAACUGUCCGAAAAGUCGUAUUCAGUCGUGCAGUGCUUCCCUCUACUGUCGUACCUCUUGGCCUUGAACGUGUCGGAGGUGGACCUCCUGUCCCUGGACGUCCAGGGAGCGGAGAAGGCCGUCCUCAGACACGUCCCCUGGCAGACGCUGAGGAUUCGCGUCCUGGUGGUCGAAGUGGUCCACCGGGAGAGUUUCGACCACGACUUCGCCGACUACAUGAAGAGCGUCAACUACACCCUGGUACACUUCGAGGGGGAAGACUACACCUUCGUCAGAAACGACGACCCGGCGCUCAGGAACGUCGACGUCGUGGGCAUUUACGUCUGA
Molecule: messenger RNA, 876 nt
Organism: Procambarus clarkii (red swamp crayfish)
Lineage: Eukaryota; Metazoa; Arthropoda; Malacostraca; Decapoda; Cambaridae
Source: RefSeq, a predicted model, not a curated record